Merops nubicus (carmine bee-eater) is the source of this 926-nucleotide messenger RNA. Its product is annotated as F-box only protein 10-like. The transcript has 6 exons. The annotation marks the transcript as partial. The record is from RefSeq and is a predicted model, not a curated record. Lineage: Eukaryota; Metazoa; Chordata; Aves; Coraciiformes; Meropidae. Gene Ontology annotation, biological process: ubiquitin-dependent protein catabolic process; protein ubiquitination; regulation of apoptotic process.
CUGCUGGUGCCAACAUGGAUUUCAAGUACGGCAUCAAGCUGGAGAUUCAGGGUCAUGUUGUGGAGGAGGAGCUGGUGGUGGGCCUGGGGCUCCAGGGCUCUAUUCCUCCUGAUAGUGGGAACCAUAUUUUCCAGGGACUGGCUGCUGGCAUAGCAGUGAAUGAGAAUGGGAGAGGCCAAAUCACAGGGAACGUCAUCUGCGAGAACCAGUGGGGUGGGGUGGACAUCCGCCAUGGGGGUGACCCCACCCUCAGGAACAACCUCAUCUCCUGUGGCUACUCGGACGGUGUGGUGGUGGGUGAGCACGGGAAGGGCCUCAUCGAGGGAAAUGCCAUUUAUGGCAACAAGGGCUGCGGUGUGUGGAUGACGUCCUCCAGCCUCCCACACCUCAUCAACAAUGAGAUCAGUGAGAACAGCAUCUAUGGAGUGGCAGUGUUCUGCCACAGGGAUGACACUGGUGACCACCACCCUGGGCAGGCGGGCAGCGAGACCUUCCAGGACGACAGGGAAAGUGCCGGCGGGGAGAAUGACCCCGACAGCGAGGAGGAGCACCUGGCUGCCCGGCAUCCCAUCAGCGUAGCACUGGUGGAGUCCAACAGCAUCAGCCACAACGGAGCCGCUGGGUUACACAUCAAGAGCGAUGAAGCACUCAGCAUCGUUGCCAAUGUAAUUCAUGCCAACCAGAACGGAGGGGUGGUGGUGCUGCAGAGCAGCCGGCUGACGCACAUUGCCAACAACAGCAUCUCCUGCAACAGCCGGGGAGGAGUGCUGGUGGAAGCUGAGUGCCAGGUGGAGCUCUGUGGCAACGGCAUCUAUGAGAACAGCAGCCAUGGCAUCAUCUCCAAGGGAGAGGGCGUCAUCACAGAGAACGACAUCAUCGGCAACCACAGAUGUGGCCUUCAGCUGCUCCAGGCAGCAGACAUGAAG